AUGCCACGCCCAUCAACACCUCCCAGCGUUCCGGGCCCCUCCAAAGCAGUCGCAUCCCCGCCAACGCCCGAGGUGACUCGUCGCAUCGAAGAGUCCCGUCUCCGUGCCAAAUCCCUUCGCGCACAACACGAAGCUGCUCAGCGACACGCUGGCGUGUCUUCCCUGAACCGCACAUCCUCGGGCAUCGUCGCCACCAACGAUAUUUCCUUCCCCCGAACUCGAAAGCGUGUAUACGAUGAAAUUGCAUCAGUCCCGGUCCGUAAUACCCCAGCGACGAGUCGCGAUGGGCGUGCCAAUGGCGCAUUGCCGGACAACCCAACAACCACGGGCGAACAGAAGGGCGACGAAGGAGCGAUACGGCCUGCGCGCAAGUUCACAAAGUUUGUCGACUACGAUUUUGACAAGAUCACAGACACCAAAGGAGGUUUCCUCACGGCGGACGAUGAUCCGUUCAACAAGGCCAUGAGCGGGGCUGCAUCUGCGAACGCGAAAGCCGGCCCUCCCCAGGACCCAACGGAGCAGAAGCCUCAAGGCAUGUCGGCCCAGGAGUGGGAGCGUUUACAGUUACUACGGAAGCUACGGAAACAGAAGGCGGGGCCGUUCCAGCCGGGGUUGAGUGUACUCACAGAUGACAAGGAGAGAAAGAAGUGUCGCGAGUGCAAUAGUUUAGAGAUUGACUACGUCUGGGAUGAAGUAUUCAACUGUAGGAUCUGCAACCAGUGCAAAGAGAAGCUGCCCGAGAAGUAUUCUCUUUUGACCAAGACGGAAGCCAGGGAAGAUUACUUGUUGACAGAUCCCGAGCUACGAGACGAAGAUCUGCUCCCGCAAUUAUCCAGACCUAACCCUCACAAGUCCCACUGGCACGACAUGAUGCUGUUCCUCCGCUACCAAGUCGAAGAAUAUGCCUUCAGUGACAAAAAGUGGGGGUCUGCCGAGGCCCUUGACAGCGAAUUUGAGCGCCGCGAGACGGAAAAAAAGCAGCGCAAGGAGAAGAAGUUCAAGGAGAAGCUGCAGGAUCUCAAGAAGCGCACUUUGGCAGAAUCACAUCGGCGGCAGGGUACCAAAGCGGGGAAAGCCAAGUUUGGCGAGACGAUAGGCAAGGGAGGAAAGCAUGAGCAUGAGUGGGGGCGAGUGAUAGAGAAUGAGGAAGGCGCUACAUUGAAGACGUGCACAACGUGUGGUAUGGAAGUGGAGGAGUUGGAGUUUUGA
This is a messenger RNA of Pseudomassariella vexata, 1209 nucleotides long. Its product is annotated as XPA protein C-terminus-domain-containing protein. Gene Ontology annotation, molecular function: damaged DNA binding. Gene Ontology annotation, cellular component: nucleotide-excision repair factor 1 complex. NCBI's taxonomy places the organism in Eukaryota, Fungi, Ascomycota, Sordariomycetes, Amphisphaeriales, Pseudomassariaceae. Bases 1 to 1209 code for a protein of 402 amino acids. Gene Ontology annotation, biological process: UV-damage excision repair; nucleotide-excision repair involved in interstrand cross-link repair; base-excision repair. The record is from RefSeq and is a predicted model, not a curated record. The transcript has 3 exons.